Messenger RNA from Poeciliopsis prolifica (blackstripe livebearer), 1256 nucleotides. RefSeq names its product follistatin-related protein 1-like. The record is from RefSeq and is a predicted model, not a curated record. The transcript has 10 exons. The coding region runs from base 341 to 1045 and encodes 234 amino acids. NCBI's taxonomy places the organism in Eukaryota, Metazoa, Chordata, Actinopteri, Cyprinodontiformes, Poeciliidae.
CUUCACAGAUCUGACAGAACUCCUUCACACACAGAUAACAUUUAUCUGUUUGCAUGUGUUGACAGUCAACUUAAGAUGAUGAUCUCUGCGCUGCUGCUGCUGCUGUUACUCCUCAUUUCUCCUUCAUCCUCUUCUCCUCUCACAAAGGAUCAGCCUGUGUGCGGCGGGAUGCUGUGUGGUGCAGGCAGGGAGUGUGUGUCGACCGACAGAGGACGAGCGGAGUGUCGCUGUUUACAGCUUUGUGACGACUGAGCGCUGGGUGUGUGGCAGCAACAACAAAUCCUACCGCAAUCACUGUGAGCUGCACAGAGACGCUUGCAUUACCCAAACCAAAAUACACAUGGCUCACAGAGGAGUGUGUGUGGUUAAGCUGACAAAGACAGAUGUGAGUCCAAUUGUGUGUUUUCUGUCUGAGCGGGAUCGGCUGAGAGAGCAGGCGAUCCGGUGGAUCUACUCAAAGAUGGAACAGAAUCAUUUGGCCUCAAACGCCUCAUCAUCUUCAUCAUCACAGUCAUCAUCCAGUGAAGUCCUGGAAAUGUAUUUUCAGGCCUAUGAUAACGGGGAUUCCCAGCUGGAUUCCAAAGAGUUCCUUCACUUCCUGAGUCUCAGUCAGAGCACUGAUGGGACGACACGGCUACUCAGGUCCUCUUUUGCUGAUGCUGUGUUUUGUCCACAGCUUUUGCAGUUUCCUGAAAAUCUGUUGUCUCUCCCCAGGUCUCUUUGUGUCGAUGCUUUAAUUGAAAUGUCAGACGAAAAUUUAGAUUGGAAACUGAGCUUACCUGAGUUCAUCAACUGCCUGACCCCCACCUACCACCCGCAGGAGAGAAAAUGCGCUUUGGAGGAUGAAGUGUUUGAGGAUGGAGCUGAAACCCACAGAGAAUGCAACAAGUGUGUGUGCGCUUGCGGGAGCUGGGUGUGCACUGCUCUGACGUGCCACGGUGGACAUCAGGUGAAGGAGCAAGAUGGAGGAGAAGAAGAAAUGACAGAGGAGGAGUGGAGAAAGACGGUGUCAGAGCUCAAUGCUUUACAGGAGACUGGUACCUGAGGACACUUCAGGGCAUUUUCCAAAAAUGAACUUUGACCUGUUGCUGUGCUCUUCUGUGAUGUAUUUGUCUGGCCUGAGCUUUUUCACUGUUUCUGUUUGUGUGAACUCAAAAUGUUUAGAAGGUUCUGAUUCUCACAUGAUGAUUUGGGAUUUCACAUUGAUGUGAUUGUAACUUUUGACCUAAUUGGUAAUCCUGUUUACAGGAUUAGUA